AUGCAACGCAACAUGCCAUUACAAGGCCAAGUUGACAUGCACUUCGUAGUCUGCGGAGAGGGAACAAAGGACGACGACUGGGUCAUGGCCGAAUACACCGCCGUGCCGUACACUAAUCUUCCCCACCCAACGGCUUUCAGGAUUCUCACAGUACCACCGAGCCCGGAGGUGCACCAAAGUCCGAUAGUUCGCAUAUUCCCCAGAGAAGUGCAACUUAUUUCCUAUUACGCAAACGAGUUGUCCCCUGUUCUGUUUGGCACAUUGCGAAAUGCGGAGCCGACGAUAGGGACAGCCCCGCUUCCUCAUUCGCGGGACAAACUUCGCACGAAAGCACCGCAGUUAUCAAUAUCAAGGCAUCACAUUCGCGGCGCAAACCAAAGAGGAACCCGAAUGGAGCACUCAUUUAGUCCGUCUCCACGGUCACGGCCCAAGGCCCGAAAGCACUCUGAUGCGGAAACCUUUCUUGGUCCGAGUGAACUUUUAGAGCCUUCACAGCUGCCGUUGGCCUUCUUAGCACCAGAAUUGAACCGGAGGUCGCGAUUUCAAUCACCCCAGCCAAGGAAUUCCUCGCCUACAGUGUGGCCAACCUCCCUGCUGUUGCCACCAGCACUCAAACCUACAACCUACAAACCCCCCAGUCCGCAAGCUGUGCCCAGAAUAUCAACCCGCUCCAAUGUCUCAUCCACAGUGCGGCAUGCCCCGUCUCUAUCUUCAAGCAAGAAAUAUGCACAUGUGGCAUAUAGUCCUUCCCGUGCCGCAUCUGUAUUGACUGAAAGGGCAUCGCUGAAUUCGCACCUCAACAAAGCACAAGCAGAUGUGCUAGAAGAGGAUAGGGCCGUUGUACAUGAGGCACAAGCAGAUGUGCUAGAAGAGGAUAGGGCCGCUGUACAUGAGGCAAUCUAUGAGCGCAAUGCAAUUUGUCACCGUGAAGGAGCACUAUCUUCUCACAGGCGACGAUCCUCAGCCGCGAUUCUCCAUGGCGCGGAACGACAACCUGUUUCCGCGACCGCUGCCCUUGACAUUCCUUUGCCAGAGGUGCCGAGAAUUGGUAAAACUAGUCUCGAAAAGGUCGUAACGAGGGAUCCCAGCCCCGAAAAGGAAGAAAGGAGAGUCGAAAGUUUCGUUUAUAAAAGUGAAACACAGUCAUGCGAUGACAUAGUAUGGCAACUCGAAGCUGCUGGAUCGAGCGUCCCGGCGCAAACCAGCGGGAGCAGUCUAAACAUAACGUCGAAGAACAUUCUAAUAGGAUGUUCUCGCGGGAAUGAUAGUCCCUACUCCGGAGAAAGACUGAUUUCGUCGACUGAACGAGCGAAGGCUCGGAAUGCGAGCACGUCAAAAAGUGUAUCCGGUUGCCCUAAACAGUCACGAUGUGUGUUCGGAGAGAAACCCCGGCCAAAAGGCAGACAAGUCUCAAAGCAUCAUAAAAGACCACGCCCGGGAAAGCUAUUGUACAAGGAAGAGUUCGAAUCCAAAAACAAGCGUUAUCGUGGUAAUGUUGAUUUAGACGCCUCCCCGGUUUGCGUCCUGCGAAACUCUCAGGACGCGAAGACUUGCGUGACAGGACCGUGUCGAAGUGCUACUGUGAGUCAUGGGCUUCAACAGACUACCGUGCCCGUGGAGCCGGUACGUUUGUCUGGAGAGAGACAGGCGCCUGCCCGGGAUGAAGGCGCCAUGACACCAAUUCAGAAAGAGAGGCCACCAUCCAUUGACGAUUUUCAACCUUGUAUAGCCCAGAUGGUGUCAUUCGUUCAAUGCUACGGUAGCCAAAUCAAAUGUUGUGAUGAUCGGAGAAUGAAGCUGCAACAACUUCUACCUCUCCUGCUCCAACCUGAUUCGUGGCACUCGUACCUACAGUAUCGUUCUGCAGAAGAAAGAAGUCUGAGGGACACUGAUAUGUUCACGGUGCUGACACGGCCGUCGCGGUUUUCCGACAGAAUGACCGGCUUGAUCGGUCAUGGACACGAUGUCAGAAAAAGAGAUACCCUUGAGGAACCACAACAACACUACAAGAACCAGUCUAAAGAUGCUUAUUCCUUCGCGCAAGUAUCAAAGGAUGGCCCUGAGCCAUUUCUAGACGAAGAGGAUGUUAACCCUGUGAAAAUGGCUAACGCGCGAUGUCGUUGAAAAGACUGCAUUCUGACGAGUCCCUUAACGUUGUCCGUAAAGUCGCGAAAACACGUGUUUUGGCCGCGAGUUUGCUCGGCUUUUCUGAUUGCAAACUUUUCAGACAACGAGUUUUGCAAAACUCACAGCAUAGCGAAAACUCGGGACAUGUGAGUUUUCCACGAGUUUUCACAUCCGCCUGAUUACUGUACGGCAGUGCCGGAUCGACCCGUCUUGAAGGAAAACGAAAUGGGGUUUCCGCUCUCUCAUCAGCACAAACGAGUCUUAUACUGCACAGUUCGUACCGGUUGGCGUCAUGGACGCCCCUAUCACUUCAUCUACCCAGGGUCCAUCAACGGAUCGAAGCACCACAAGAUCUGCCACAUACGCUGCUAAAGCAAUCGCAGAAGACAGACAAGUAGAAGCUUCUAAAAAGCGGUCCUCUCUAAACGGCCCCCCUCAGCCCGUCAAGAAGACGAAACACAUCGCCCUUUCGACUGAGAACUAUUCUAUCCUUGUGGCGAGCUACAAUAUUCGCUUCAGCGAGUAUUCGCCCAGGUGCACGUGAUCCGUCGGACGGCACAACGAUGUACCAGACUUGCGUUUGUUGCGGGCAGGUACCUUGCUGGAGGUCAGUCUGCAAAACCCGUCGUGGGAUUUUUCAAACUCGGGUUUACUUUACGUCCGGCGAGUUUGUGGGCAAAUGGAAAAAAAUAACGCGUUGUUCUUGUUUGACUUGACACCAGCGGCGUGGAAUUUUUUUAACAAUAAAGUUGAACGUUUCAACUUAAAA
Messenger RNA from Chondrus crispus (carragheen), 2896 nucleotides. RefSeq lists its product as hypothetical. Lineage: Eukaryota; Rhodophyta; Florideophyceae; Gigartinales; Gigartinaceae. The coding region runs from base 1 to 2124 and encodes 707 amino acids. The transcript has 2 exons. The record is from RefSeq and is a predicted model, not a curated record.